Saccoglossus kowalevskii is the source of this 654-nucleotide messenger RNA. Its product is annotated as Golgi SNAP receptor complex member 1-like. Gene Ontology annotation, biological process: vesicle fusion; endoplasmic reticulum to Golgi vesicle-mediated transport; inter-Golgi cisterna vesicle-mediated transport. The record is from RefSeq and is a predicted model, not a curated record. Gene Ontology annotation, cellular component: cis-Golgi network; SNARE complex; Golgi medial cisterna. NCBI's taxonomy places the organism in Eukaryota, Metazoa, Hemichordata, Enteropneusta, Harrimaniidae. Gene Ontology annotation, molecular function: SNAP receptor activity.
AUGGCGACCUCAAAUCAAUGGGAAGGUCCCCAGGAGGCCGUGUUUUAAACCAUGGAAACCAAGAAUUCAAGUGAAUCAGCAGAAAACUUGAAGAAAGAGCCGACUCCAGCCAGUGCUUUGAAGAUUAUUCAGAAUAUCAAGACAAACAGUGACACCAUGUAUGAUGAACAGGUGUAUGAGUUACGAAAACAAGCCAGACAGCUUGAAAAUGAACUUGACCUUAAACUGGUAUCAUUUAGUAAGCUAGGAACGAGUUACAGCCAUAAAGACUAUAAGAAUGAUAGGUACAACUCUGAUACGUCACCGUUGCUUAGUACGUCAAGUAGUGAACGAAUGUUUGAUACCAUGGCGAUGGAAAUAGAACAGCUCCUAACCAAGUUAACUGGUAUCAACGAUAAAAUGGCUGAAUACACCAGUAAUAUGGCAAUGUCUACUCCAAGUGCUGCUCUUUUGCACACAUUACAAAGACAUCGAGAUAUACUACAAGACUACACCCAUGAAUUCAACAAAACUAAAGCCAAUAUCUCCGCAUACAAAGAACGAGAAGAUCUGCUUGGGUCUGUCCGACGGGAAAUUGACACAUAUAAAAGUUCGUCAGGACUGAACAGAAGAACAGAUCUUUAUCUCAAGGAAAAUGAACACUUGAGGAAGUGA